AUGGGUUGCAAACCGGACGGUACACAACUUGGUUUUAGAAGAUAUGACACUCAAACUUGUAGAGCUGGUCGUCUUUCAUAUCGAGCCAUUGAAGUAGUGCGUCGUACUAUAAUCGGACACUUCCAUCAUGCUAUGAGCAGACAAUUUCAAAGAAAUGGUAAGAUAUGGGUAAGAGUUCUCGCAGAUAUCCCUAUUACCGGGAAACCUACAGAAGUAAGAAUGGGAAGAGUAAAAGGAAAUCCUACGGGUUGGAUUGCUCGUGUGUCCAGGGGACAAAUCCUAUUUGAAACGGAUGGUGUGAGUUUGUCAAAUGCUCGACAAGCUGCUACAUUAGCGGCGCAUAAACUAUGUUCAUCAACCAAGUUUGUUCAGUGGUCGUAA
Molecule: messenger RNA, 381 nt
Organism: Solanum dulcamara
Lineage: Eukaryota; Viridiplantae; Streptophyta; Magnoliopsida; Solanales; Solanaceae
Product: 60S ribosomal protein L16, mitochondrial-like
Exons: 1
Coding region: 1-381 (126 amino acids)
Biological process (GO): mitochondrial translation
Cellular component (GO): mitochondrial large ribosomal subunit; ribosome
Molecular function (GO): structural constituent of ribosome; rRNA binding
Source: RefSeq, a predicted model, not a curated record